This is a messenger RNA of Plasmodium vinckei vinckei, 1764 nucleotides long. RefSeq names its product conserved Plasmodium protein, unknown function. NCBI's taxonomy places the organism in Eukaryota, Apicomplexa, Aconoidasida, Haemosporida, Plasmodiidae. Gene Ontology annotation, biological process: regulation of DNA repair; DNA-templated DNA replication. The record is from RefSeq and is a predicted model, not a curated record. The coding region runs from base 1 to 1764 and encodes 587 amino acids. Gene Ontology annotation, cellular component: nucleus. The transcript has a single exon. Gene Ontology annotation, molecular function: single-stranded DNA helicase activity; enzyme activator activity; DNA binding.
AUGAAGAGAAAAUCGCCUUUUGUGAAAAAAAAUCCUAUAAAGGAUCAAAACACUUUGGAUAAAUUUGGUAUUUUUAAAAAGGCAAUUGGAAUAAAAAAAGAAGAUGAAAAAGAACAUGAUAUAAAAAAUAAUAUGAGCAUUUUUCAAAAAAAAGAAGAUGGAAAUAUAUUGAAAAUAAAAAAAGAAAAGUAUGAUGGAUACGAAGACAAUUUAAAUGAUAUAGAGGAGGGAGAUACCCAUGAUGGAAGUAAAACAGAUUAUAAUAAUACAAAUGAAGGUAAAGAAUUCAAUAGAGAAUGUCCCAAAAAUGAAAAGGAUAGUGGAAAUGGCAUAUUUAAAUUAAAGAUGAAAUCAAAAGAAGGGUCGGAUUUAAAUAAUUCAAAUAGUAUUGUAACAAAUGAAAAAGAACAAGAAGAAAAUUCAAAUAAUACAAACCCAAAUAGUUUGCCAUUACAUAAAUUAUAUCAACCAAUUUAUAAAGAAGAUUAUAUACAUGAGAUAAGAAGUAAAAGAAAUCCAUUAUUAACAAAAAUAUUAGAUGAAGAUUUAAAUUUUAAUUUAAUUUUAUGUGGUCCACCAGGUUCUGGUAAAUCAUCUCUUAUAAAUGUAAUAAAGAAUAAAACUCAUAAUUUAUUUAUAACUUUAUUUCAUUUAAAUAAUUUCAAUACUGAAAUACGAAGAAUAUAUGAUCAGUCUAUAAUAAAUUAUAAGUUGUCUAAAAGACGAAUGAUAUUAUGCAUAAAAGAUAUAAAUAGAUUAAAUAAACCACAACAAGAACAUUUACUAUUAGUUUUAAAAAAAGGGUAUUUUUAUCUUUUAGCUACUUGUUUAUAUAAUCCUAUGAAUAUAUUAAAUGCUUCAUUAAGUUCUAGAUGUUUAUAUUUAUAUUUGAGUCCAUAUGAUAAAAUAGAAUUAGCUUUAAUUAUUAAAAGAAUAAUAAAUAAAUUAAAUAUUGAGAUUGAAGAUAAUGCAUUAAAUGUUAUAAUCAGCCAUUCGUCUGGGGAUGCAAGAGUGGCUAUAAAUAUUAUUGACUUUGCUAUACAACAUAUGAAAUUAGAAGAAACGAAAGAAAAGGAAAGAAUGGAAAAAGAAAAACAGAAAAAUAAAGAUGGGAUAGAAAAAAAAAAUGAUACAAUGAUAAAACCAGUGAAAGUAAAAAGAUAUAAUGAAUAUUUCAAUGAAGCAUCUAAUACUGAACCAAAUAAAAAAAUUAUACAAAUAAAUAAUAUUAAAAACUUUUUACAAAAUUUUCCAUGUAAUGAUAAUAAAUUAGAUCAUUAUAAUUUUAUAUCAGGUUUACAUAAAAGUAUAAGAGCAGGAAAUGUUAAGGCAGCAAUAUUAUAUUUGACAAAAUCGUUAAAAAAUGGAGAAGACCCAUUAUAUAUAUGUAGAAGAUUAAUAAGAAUAGCAUCUGAAGAUAUUGGAAUUGCAAAUCAUAAAGUAUUAUCAGUUUGUGUUAAUACACAUUAUGCAUGUAAAGCUAUAGGAAUGCCUGAAUGUCAAACCGCUCUAAUAUAUGCUGUUAUAGUUUUAUGUAAAUCCUCAAAAAGUAACUAUAUAUAUGUUGUUGAAAAAAAUGCAAAAAAAAUAUGUAACGAAUACAGCUUUGAUGUACCUUUCCAUUUAAGAAAUACUUCAAAUAGAUAUAUAUACACCAACCAACCAGAAAUUCUUACCUUUGAAGAACACACAAAGAAAUAUAAAGCUGUUCAAAAAUAUCUACCUGAUUAUAUAGAAAAUGUCGAAGUACUUCCAGAAAUAUGA